AUGGCCACGUUGGCUUGCCGGGUACAGUUCUUGGACGACACGGAUCCUUUCAACAGCACCAACUUCCCCGAGCCCAGCCGGCCGCCGCUGUUCACGUUCCGGGAGGACCUCGCGCUAGGCACCCAGCUGGCCGGGGUCCACCGGCUGCUGCGGGCUCCGCACAAGCUCGACGACUGUGCGCUGCAGCUCUCCCACAAUGGCGCCUACCUGGAUUUGGAAGCAACGCUGGCAGAGCAGCGGGACGAGUUAGAAGGCUUCCAGGAUGACGCUGGGAGGGUCAAGAAGAACAGCAUCAUCCUAAGGACACAGCUGUCAGUGAGGGUCCAUGUCUGCAUUGAAAAACUAUACAACUCCAAUGGACGAGAUUUAAGAAGGGCUCUUUUCUCUCUGAAGCAGAUAUUUCAGGAUGACAAGGAUUUGGUUCAUGAAUUCGUAAUGGCUGAAGGUCUGACAUGUUUGAUUAAAGUGGGCGCUGAGGCCGACCAGAAUUAUCAGAACUACAUCUUAAGGGCUUUGGGCCAGAUUAUGUUGUAUGUGGAUGGGAUGAAUGGAGUAAUAAACCACAAUGAAUCCAUUCAGUGGCUGUACACUCUCAUUGGGUCAAAGUUCCGUCUGGUGGUGAAGACAGCCCUGAAGCUGCUGCUUGUCUUUGUGGAGUACUCCGAGUCCAAUGCACCUCUUUUAAUCCAGGCUGUCUCUGCUGUUGACUCAAAAAGAGGAGUCAAACCCUGGUCAAAUAUUAUGGAAAUCCUGGAAGAAAAAGAUGGGGUUGACACGGAGCUGCUGGUUUAUGCCAUGACUUUAGUAAACAAGACGCUGUCAGGACUCCCAGACCAAGACAGCUUCUACGACGUGGUAGACUGUCUGGAGGAGCUGGGCCUUGCGGCUGUAUCACAGAGGCAUUUGAGCAAAAAAGGGACUGACCUGGACUUAGUGGAGCAGUUCAACAUUUAUGAGGUGGCACUCAAGCAUGAGGAUGGAGAUGAGACAGCCGAGCUGCCCCCCAGCGGCCGCCGAGACCGGAGGAGGGCCAGUGUGUGUGCCGGUAGCAGCAGCAGUGGUGGCAGUGGCAGCGAACACCGGGGUCUGGACCGCAGGAGGAGCCGUAGGCACUCAGUACAGAGCAUUAAGAGUACCGUGUCUGCUCCCACCAGCCCCUGCUCCCAGCUGGCUCCUGGCUUCAAGCCCAGUCAAGUUCAUCAAAUUGAGGAGAAGGAGGAGGAAGAGGAAGAGGAGCAGCCAAUUACAGAGCCCAAUUCAGAGGAAGAGAGAGAGGACCCUGCUUCCUGUCAGGGCGAGGACAGCGAGCCCAGCCCUGUCUCAGAGCAGAACCCUACCACAAAGCAUGAUGCUCCCAACAGGCCAGCCCUCCCAGAAUCCCAGAGAAAGCAGCUUCCUGACAACACUGCAGUGGAGAGCCCCUUGGGCAGUGGGGCCUCAGGGCCUGCCCUGCUGCUACCCCCGACUUCUCAGACCACCUCCACUUCUACCUCCACCACAGCUGGCCCCCUAAAGGCAUCACCAACAGUGGUAGAAAAGCUGCCCUACGUGCCCCACAGCCCCUUCCACCUCUUCUCCUAUGACUUUGAGGAUUCUCCCUUAUCCACCAAAGAAAAGGACACAGAGUCCCAGAAGGAAAACAGUUCCACUGAUUCCGUCCAGUUGAACACACAUUCUGCCUCUGAACCUUACAACUUUCGGUCUUUCUCUUCUAAUAGAUACAGCAGCUUUGGCAACAACUCUUACAACUCCUCAAGACCCUCUGGAACUAGUGUGCCCACCACCCCUACAUCAUCUCUUUCGCCCCCUCAGGAGGCCAGGCUGGACAGGUCAUCAGUGAGUGGACUUCUCACCUCGUCCUUUAGGCAGCACCAAGAGUCCUUGGCAGCAGAGAGGGAGAAGCGGCGGCAGGAGAGAGAAGAAAGGCUACAGAGAAUAGAAAGGGAAGAAAGAAACAAAUUCAGCCGAGAGUAUUUAGACAAAAGAGAAGAGCAAAGACAAGCAAGAGAAGAAAGAUACAAAUACUUGGAGCAGUUGGCAGCCGAAGCACAUGAGAAGGAGCUGAGAAGCCGGAGUGCAAGCCGGGGGAGAGCUGACCUGCCCUUGGACCUGACCUCGCCAGCAGCCCCUGCCUCCCCCUCCCCUCUGAGCCACAGCCCUUUAUCUCUAGAUGCACAGGAGGCUCUCACAGUACCACCCUCCUCCCCGGGAACAUCUCAGCAUCCCCCAGCAAGUGUCAGGGAUCCCGAGCCCAAACCAAACCCAGAACCCGAGGCAGAGGUGGGGCAGGUUGCUGAUGAGGCCAGCCAGGAAAUAGCCCCUGCAGACACCGAGAGCCAGUUGGAGAGAGCACUGGAGCACGAGCCAGAAGAAAAAGCCUCCCUCAGUGAAAAAGAGAGGCAGAAUGAAGAAGUGAACGAGAGGGACAACUGUUCUAGCAUCUCGUCUUCCAGCAGCACCUUGGAGAGGGAGGAGAAGGAGGACACGCUCUCCAGGGACCGAGGAACUGGUUUGUGGUCCUCGGGCGUCCAGGAUGCUGGUGUAAAUGAACAGUGUGGUGACAUCCUCACCAACAAACGGUUCAUGUUGGACAUGCUGUAUGCCCAUAACAGAAAGCCCACCAAUGACGAGGAGAAGGAGGAGGGUGAGACAGGGAGGACUGAGCAGGGCGCAGAGGCAGUAGCCAGCCUGGCCAGCAGGAUAUCCACCCUGCAGGCCCACUCGCAGGCCCAAGACGAGAGCAUCAGGAAGUUGGACGUUGACUGUCUGGACAAUCGGGGCAGUGUGAAAGCCUUUGCCGAGAAGUUCAACAGCGGGGACCUGGGGAGAGGGUCUGUCUCUCCUGAUGAUGAGCCCAAUGACAGGGUUCUGGAGAAAGCUCUGGCACAGCCCAAGACAGAGUCUGACUACAUCUGGGACCAGCUCAUGGCCAAUCCACGAGAACUCAGAAUUCAAGACAUGGAUUUCACCGACCUGGGGGAGGAGGAUGACAUUGACGUCCUGGAUGUGGACCUGGGUCACAGGGAGACCCCAGGGCCACCACCCCCACCCCCACCCACCUUUCUGGGUCUGCCACCCCCACCCCCUCCACCCCUGUUGGACAGCGUGCCCCCCCCUCCAGUCCCCGGUAAUUUAUUGGCUCCUCCUCCAGUGUUCAACGCUCCUCAGGGCUUAGGGUGGCCCCAGGUACCCAGGGGUCAUCCGGCAUUCUCGAAGAAAAAGAAGACCAUCCGUCUAUUCUGGAAUGAAGUUCGGCCUUUUGAGUGGCCAUGUAAAAACAACCGACGCUGCCGGGAAUUCCUGUGGUCAAAACUGGAACCCAUUAAAGUGGACACGUCCAGACUGGAGCAUCUAUUUGAAUCUAAAUCCAAGGAACUGUCUGUCACAAAGAAAACUGCUGCAGAUGGAAAAAGACAGGAGAUCAUCGUGCUGGAUUCCAAAAGGAGCAACGCCAUUAAUAUUGGUCUGACGGUCCUGCCCCCUCCGAGAACCAUUAAGAUUGCCAUUUUGAAUUUUGAUGAAUAUGCCUUAAACAAAGAAGGAAUUGAGAAAAUUCUCACCAUGAUUCCCACCGAAGAGGAGAAGCAGAAGAUCCAGGAAGCUCAGCUGGCCAACCCUGAGGUACCCCUGGGCAGCGCAGAGCAAUUCCUCCUCACCCUCUCCUCCAUCAGCGAGCUGUCAGCUCGGCUCCACCUCUGGGCCUUCAAAAUGGAUUAUGAAACCAUAGAGAAGGAAGUGGCGGAACCACUUUUGGAUCUGAAGGAAGGAAUAGACCAGUUGGAGAACAAUAAAACCUUGGGCUUUAUCCUGUCUACCCUGUUAGCCAUUGGGAACUUUCUAAAUGGAACCAAUGCCAAAGCGUUUGAGUUAAGCUACCUCGAGAAGGUUCCAGAAGUCAAAGACACCGUGCACAAACAAUCACUUCUCCACCAUGUGUGCACCAUGGUGGUGGAAAACUUCCCAGACAGCUCUGAUCUGUACUCGGAGAUUGGGGCCAUCACCCGGUCAGCAAAGGUUGACUUUGAUCAACUUCAGGAUAAUUUAUGUCAGAUGGAGAGAAGAUGCAAAGCUUCAUGGGAUCACCUCAAGGCAAUUGCAAAACAUGAAAUGAAACCAGUGUUAAAACAACGAAUGUCAGAAUUCCUAAAAGACUGUGCAGAGCGAAUUAUCAUUUUAAAAAUUGUCCAUAGGCGAAUAAUUAACAGAUUCCACUCCUUUUUGCUCUUUAUGGGCCAUCCGCCCUAUGCGAUUCGGGAGGUGAACAUAAACAAGUUCUGCAGGACCAUCAGUGAAUUUGCACUGGAGUAUCGCACUACCAGGGAGAGGGUUUUGCAGCAGAAACAGAAACGGGCCAACCACAGAGAGAGGAAUAAGACCAGAGGGAAGAUGAUCACUGAUACUGAUGAAGAAGAUGAAGUUGAGUCUGGCAAGUUCUUGGGCAGUUCUCCGGCACCUUCAAGCCAACCACAGGGUCUGAGCUAUGCUGAGGAUGCUGCUGAGCAUGAGAACAUGAAGGCUGUGCUGAAAACCUCAUCUCCCACCACGGAGGAUACCACCCCCGUGCUGGGGGUCAGAACACGCAGCCGCGCAAGUCGAGGAUCCACUAGCUCAUGGACUAUGGGAAUUGAUGACUCACCUAAUGUCACAGAUGAUGCAGCUGAUGAGAUCAUGGACCGCAUUGUCAAGUCAGCCACCCAAGUGCCCAGUCAGCGAGUGGUGCCUCGGGAAAGGAAGCGAUCCAGGGCCAACAGGAAAUCAUUGCGAAGGACCCUGAAGAGUGGCCUGACUCCAGAAGAAGCCAGAGCCCUGGGCCUGGUUGGCACCUCGGAGUUGCAGCUGUGA
This is a messenger RNA of Chrysochloris asiatica (Cape golden mole), 4842 nucleotides long. It is a transcript of the gene FHOD3, whose product is annotated as formin homology 2 domain containing 3. Gene Ontology annotation, molecular function: actin filament binding. The transcript has 30 exons. The coding region runs from base 1 to 4842 and encodes 1613 amino acids. NCBI's taxonomy places the organism in Eukaryota, Metazoa, Chordata, Mammalia, Afrosoricida, Chrysochloridae. The record is from RefSeq and is a predicted model, not a curated record. Gene Ontology annotation, biological process: cortical actin cytoskeleton organization; sarcomere organization; actin filament network formation. Gene Ontology annotation, cellular component: cytoplasm; cytoskeleton.